Messenger RNA from Aspergillus ruber CBS 135680, 2502 nucleotides. Its product is annotated as C2H2-type zinc finger protein. Gene Ontology annotation, molecular function: zinc ion binding; DNA-binding transcription factor activity, RNA polymerase II-specific; RNA polymerase II cis-regulatory region sequence-specific DNA binding. NCBI's taxonomy places the organism in Eukaryota, Fungi, Ascomycota, Eurotiomycetes, Eurotiales, Aspergillaceae. Gene Ontology annotation, cellular component: chromatin. The record is from RefSeq and is a predicted model, not a curated record. Gene Ontology annotation, biological process: regulation of transcription by RNA polymerase II; DNA-templated transcription. The coding region runs from base 1 to 2502 and encodes 833 amino acids. The transcript has 3 exons.
AUGGCACCAAACACUGCUCCGGCAUCCAACUCGCCGGCAAAAAAGACAUCCGCUCCAGAGAAGAAAUACAAGUGCCAAUUUUGCAAUCGCGCAUUCAGCAGAAGUGAACAUCGCAGCCGACAUGAGCGUUCUCACACAAAAGAAAGGCCCUUCAAGUGCAUGAAAUGUCGCAGUACUUUCGUCCGUCGCGAUCUCCUACUCCGUCAUGACCGUACGGUUCACGCCAAAGAUGGUGGGGUUCCCUUGGUGGCUGAAGGGCGCAGACGUGGUGGGAAUAGUAACGCCGGGGUUCAGAAGUCCUCCCCUGCUCCGGCAGCUCAUUCCAAGCCCAACAUCACCAUCGAUCCAACUACCCUGGAACAGCUUGAGGCAAGCAGCGAUGGUAUGGUCGACCUUGAAACUGCAGCCAUGUUGAUGACAGAUUUCCAACAUAAGGCCGCAGCUGCCGCAACGGGCCAGACCACCACACCUACCGUCGCGACCGCAGGCGUUUCCAACAACAACAAUAACAAUAACAACACUGUUGCUACCCAAGAACGCGCGGAAUCCGACCGUUCGUUUUCGCCUGGUCGCGGUUCGAUACUUGAUCCCCCCGUGUCGUAUCUGUCGAGCAAUGCGACACUGCCGCAAAUGCCCUGGGAUUCCCUCGAUGUCAAACACCCCGCUUCGUCCAUGGCUUCCAGCUUCACAACCACCGACGCAAUCGCAGACUCGCACCAGCCCUUGCCUUCCUUGAUGGACCGUCCCAUGUCGCACAUGGGCAGCGACAUGCUUGGACCUUCGCUCAUGAACACCCUGCCUGUGUCGGGUAACUCGACCCCGAACGCGCUGUCGCCGUUUCCCUCCAUGACCGGUCCCAUCAGCCCUGUCAACUAUCGCAAGUCUCCUGGUCCCAGCCAAAUGUUGACGCUUCCCAAGGCCCCACAGGUCGCCAACGAUAUCGAGCGCAACAUGUUGGUUGAGCGGAUACGAAACGCUGACUCCCUCGGUGCAUUGCCCAGCGCGUUCCAGCUGCCCACGACGGUUGCCUUGAACAAGUACCUUUCCACCUACUUCAACCUGUACCACGCACACCUGCCCUUUCUGCACCAAGAGUCGUUCAAGCCCACGUCCGUCUCGCCGCCGCUCUUGCUUGCUGUGCUCUCUAUCGGUGCGCUGUACGCGUUUGAGCGUGAGGAGGCUUUCAUGAUGCACGUGGGUUCGAAGAUGCUGGUCACCCAAUUCUUGCAGCACAAGGACAAUUUUGACUCGCGAAAAUGCCCUCUCUGGGCCAUGCAGAGUACACUCCUCAACAUGGUUUUCGAGAGCUGGAGUGGUGAUCCCAAAGGUCUUGAAUGGACCUGCUCCAUUAAGAGUCUACUGGCCAACAUGGUCUCGGGUAACCGCUAUCAACUCAAGGUGCGGUGCGAUGCGCGGGAAGCAGUUCCCACACGCGAAGAGUGGAUUGAUGACGAGUCGUGCCGUCGGACUUACUACGCCGUCUACAUCUUCUUCGGUAUGCUCACGCUGACCUACAACCACACCCCAGCAAUGAGCUUUGAUGAAUUCGACACCAUGGAACUGCCGUCGUCGGAAUCGCUUUGGAACUGGGAGGGCGGUGAUGAUGAGGCCUGGCGCCGCAACUUGGCUGCCAGCCCAUCACUCACUGUUCGCGAAGCCCACGACUGUCUCUUCCAGGGCGAGCAAACGCGCUACAGCGCCUUUGCGACUCGUGUGUUGAUCAACGCCCUGUUCUUGCAGGUCUGGAACCACAAGAGAAGCUUCGAGGCUCUCCAGGACGUGGUCACUGAGUUCAAGCUUCGCUUGGCUUUGGAGACAUGGGAGAGUUCCCUGGACGUGUGUGAGCCCGAGACCGUUGUCGUGCCCCUCAGCACCCCGCACAAUUGCCAUCCCUUGAUCUUCAACUCGAUGGCCGUCUACCGCAACACCCGCGCCCGUUUGGAAGUCGACUUGAAGUCGAUCCAGGAGGCCAUGCGCUACCACUCGUCCUACGAAGUUGCUGCCGCUAUGACCGUCGCGCGCGACAAGGUUAAGCGGGGACAGGAAAUGAACAAGGUCAUCCAGUCGUGCUUCGAAUGUAUCGAGAUCGCCGCGGUCCAGGGCAUCAACUGGGUAGCCAAGACGUCUGCCACCAACUGGAGUGUCGAGCAUCCACUGUGUGGAUUGGAUCUGAUGGUCAUCCUAAGUCUCUGGCUCUACCGCCUGGAACAUGACGAAGAGCCAGCGACUGAGGAUGAGUUGGCCCUCUACAACAAAGUGCGCAACCUGUUUGACAAUGAAGCCGUGGACUCCUUUGGUAAACUCAGCUCUACUGUGGCCCGUGUAUGGGGUAACAUCCUGGACGGUGUCGUAGUCUGGGGAAUCACAAAGCUCAUGGGCGAGUCGUUCAAACUGCAUUCGCAAGCCUUGGUUGGCUACGAGGACUCGUUGCGCAUUUCCAAAGAUCAGCCAAUUCACCCGAUGCCGGCCAAGACGUUGGCCAGCGUUGGCACUGCUUACUAG